CAAUCAUUUUUUUUCCACAUCAAAGCCAGCCAACAUGCAUGGCCUCCCAAGGCAUCCUCCAGGAGUCGAUGUUCAUUUAAAAAUGUUAAUUUAAAUAUUAUAGACAUAACUGAUUUGCAUUUGCAGUGUCUGCAGUCCUUCAAUGAGCUAACGUUGCAUGUUUUCUUUAGAUCCUUAUCUACUAGCUGGACUUGGGCAGAGCAACGAGCUGGAAAUAAGCAGCAAGAAGUAACUGGCCGGAUUGCUAUACUCUGCUGUUUAAACAGAAAGCAGCUUAUUUAGCUUGCGCUUACACCAAUGAUAGGAGCUGCUAAGCUGUCGCUUAUUCUCACAUGCACCAAGUUUGUAAUAGCAGGUACCAGUUGUGCUCACAAUGCAAUGAUGGCCGACAUCAGUAACUUUUCCUACACUUAUGAAGACUACUAUGACUAUGAGGAUUUUGCAUCCUUCGAUGAAAGCGACCCAAAAGCAAAUAAAUAUUCGAUUGUCAUUGCCCUUUGGGUCGGCCUUGCUGUUUUUGUUGUUUUUCUGUUUCUCAUACUGUUGUACAUGUCCAGGACCGUCGCAAGAUCAAAGAAUACAGCAAGAAGAAAGAGGAAACACAUGGAGCAGCCAAAAGAAAGAGAACAUGGAGAAAAUAGCAGGAACCCAGAAUAAAGAAAAGUGGACUGUACAGGCUCUUCCACCCCAUUUUCAGCAUCUCUUCCAUGUUCCCAUGUACAUCCAUUUCUGCCAUUUUCCCUAGUACUGUCAGUUGUGACAUCAAAUCUCUGUACUUUUCCCCACCGCGGCCAUUUCUGCAUUCACCAUACUCAUCAUCUUUCAUUGUUAUCAAUCUCUGCCCCCCAAAUUAUCUUUCUCCUCUUUGCCAUUGCCUCCAGUUCUCUCUUCCACCAAAGUUAUUAGAUGUGCCUUGAUGACCAAUAGCAAAACAAAGAUAAUUAUUAUUAACAAGUACUUAUAAUAAAGCGACAUUGUAUUUCA
Molecule: messenger RNA, 984 nt
Organism: Xenopus laevis (African clawed frog)
Lineage: Eukaryota; Metazoa; Chordata; Amphibia; Anura; Pipidae
Gene: mrap.L
Product: melanocortin-2 receptor accessory protein 2A
Exons: 3
Coding region: 298-657 (119 amino acids)
Source: RefSeq, a predicted model, not a curated record